AUGUCUGGAUCUGAAACGGAAGUAGCAGCAGGUCAGAGGUACCGGGUGGGUUAUGCUCUCCAACCCAACGAAAUGGAAAGCUUCAUCCAACCCUCCCUCCUCGAUUACGCCAAACAACGAGCCAUCGAUCUUAUCCAAAUCGACUUCUCCACACCCUUACAAAAACAAGGUCCCUUCCACUGCAUCAUCCACAAAAUCCGCACCCAACGCUGGAAAAACCACCUCCAUAAAUUCGUAGUCGCACACCCAAACACCAGAAUCAUCGACCCCCCCAAGUUCAUUUAUCGCCUCGAGGAUCGUUAUAAAAGGGUCCCGCAAACGGUGAUCAAGGACUUAGAAAAUCUCGGUAAUGACACCGUUCGUACUGCCGACCAAGCAUUUAUAGUAAGACCCCACAAUCUCGACCAUAUCGAAGAAUGGAACUUCACAUUCCCCAUAAUCGCAAAACCGUACGAAGCUGACGGCGGCGCUGGCUCUCACGAGAUGUGCCUGGUUUUCGACUACGACGGAAUCAGGACGCUGAGCCUUCCCCGGGUGCUGGAAGAAUUCGUCAAUCAUGGUGGGGUUGUGUUCAAGAUUUAUGUUGCUGGGCGGCGCGUGAAUUGCGUGAAGUGCAAAACUUUGGGUGAUAUACCCGAAGAGGGGCUGGGACCGUUAAAAGGGGUUCUGCCAUUAUCUAGUGUAUUGAACUCGGGCGAAGAUCAGGAUGACGCCGUCGAGAAAGCUGAAAUGCCGCCGCAGAGUUUGGUGGAUGAGUUAUCGAACUCGGUAAGGGAGGUCACGAGACUUAACGUUUUCAAGGUUAAUCUGAUGAGAGAUGUUAAGGAACCGACAAGGUAUGUUCUUAUUGAUAUCAAAUACUUUCCCGCGUAUGCAAAAAUGCCCUCUUAUGAGCCGUUUAUCACUGAUUUUUUGUUCGAUGUUGUGACCACCGAGCCUGAGGAGCCCGAGUAUGACAAAUAUACGACUUUGAACAUAAUUCCGUCUCCAUAA
Messenger RNA from Sphenostylis stenocarpa, 993 nucleotides. The record is from the annotation of a GenBank genome assembly. Lineage: Eukaryota; Viridiplantae; Streptophyta; Magnoliopsida; Fabales; Fabaceae.